Molecule: messenger RNA, 2274 nt
Organism: Clunio marinus
Lineage: Eukaryota; Metazoa; Arthropoda; Insecta; Diptera; Chironomidae
Source: the annotation of a GenBank genome assembly
AUGAACAUCUACAAAUUUUCGAAAUUUAACAUUGUCAACAACGCUGAAAGUUCUAACAUCGCUGCUUCAUCCAAAUCUUUCAUCAAAGCAAACUCAAGAAUUGACGUUAGUCGAAAGAAAAGUCAACCAAAAAUUGAUCGUCUAGACUCUUUACGGGGCUCUUGCUCCGAUUCUGUCUUUCAUGAAACUUUUGGUCCAUUAUCGAACGUCAGGUUUGCUGUAUUUGCAUUGGGUUCAUCAGCUUACCCCAACUUCUGUUCAUUUGGAAAAUUUGUUGAUAAUAUUUUGGGUGAGUUGGGAGGCGAGCGACUUAUGAAAAUUGUUUUGGGUGAUGACUUAUGCGGACAAGAACAGGAGUUCCGCAAAUGGGCGUGUGAAGUUUUUAAAACGUCAAGCGACGUUUUCUGCCUCGACGUGAGCGAGAUGUCAGAAGCAUCAAUGUCUUUAAAGAGUGAAACGUUAACAAAAGAAAACACCAGAUUUCAAGUCGUGAAAGAUUUUAACAUUCCAUUGAGCGCUCUACUGAGUAAAUACCACAACAAAAAGGUACAGGCAUGCAAAGUUAAGAAUAAACCGAUUAACCUGCAUGGAGGGGCGACGUCAGAAAGAUCAACGGUGUUGGUGGAAAUUAUCAUAGAUAGUUCUUUGAAUUACGAACCGGGAGAUCAUGUGGGCGUCUGUCCAAUGAAUAGAAAGGAGUUAGUCGAUGGAAUUUUAGAGAAGCUAACAGGAGUUGCUGAUACGGAUGAAGAAUUACAGCUUCAGAUUUUGAACGAGAAACAUACGUCAAAUGGAGUCACUCGUACAUGGGAGAGUCAUGAGAAAAUUCCGACAUGUUCGCUUCGUACGAUGUUAACAAGAUUCAUGGACAUAACGAGUCCACCAUCUCGACAAUUUUUAACAUUUCUCUCAGGAUAUUGUGAAGACAAUGAUGAUAAAGAACGAAUGGAAAUUCUUGCAACUGAGUCAGCAGCUUACGAAGAUUGGCGUCACAACAAACUGCCUCAUUUGUUGGAGGUGUUUGAUGAGUUUCCUUCUUGUAAGCCUCCAGCCGCUCUUUUUGUUGCCCACUUAAUGGCUUUACAACCUCGCUUCUACUCAAUCUCAUCUUCACAAAAGAAAUAUCCGAAUGAGGUUCAUUUAACCGUCGCUAUUGUAAAGUACAAAACGAACGGUAAGCAUAAAAAUAAAAAUAAAAUCUCAACUCAAUCUUCUUUAAAGUGGCUUUGUAUUCUGAAUCGUUUAGAUGGAAAAGGGGAUGAGCGAUAUGGAGUUUGUUCGAAUUAUUUGGAAAGACUUGAUCACGAUGAAGAAAUUCAGAUAUUUCUUAGAAGUGCUCCUGGCUUUCAUCUUCCCAAAGAUACAUCGCAACCAAUCAUUCUUAUUGGACCUGGCACCGGAACAGCCCCAUUUCGAAGUUUUUGGCAAGAACUUGAUGAAAUUAAAUUGCAAAACACUUUGUUCAAUGUACCAAAAGUUUGGCUAUUCUUCGGGUGUCGUGCAAAAUGUUUGGAUUUGUAUAGCAAUGAAAAGAAGGAAAUGUUGGAAAAAGGAAUCCUCGAUAAAGUCUUUUUGGCAUUAUCAAGAGAAGCCAACAUACCGAAAACUUAUGUUCAAGAUCUGAUAAUGAAGGAAUCAGCAGAAGUUUGCGACUUAAUUAAGCACAAAAAAGCUCACAUUUAUGUUUGCGGAGAUGUUCAAAUGGCUGAAAACGUGUAUCAAACUUUAAGAAAAAUCAUCGCAGACUCCGACAAACAAACUGAAUCGGCAGCUGAAAAGUACAUGCUUCAACUAAGGGAUGAGAAUCGUUAUCACGAAGACAUUUUCGGAAUAACUUUAAGAACAGCGGAAAUUCAUAACAAGUCACGUGAAACAGCUAAAAUUAAAAUGGAAUCCCAAUCGAGAUUCAAUUAAAACAUUCAACACUAUUCAGAGAAUUACUUACUUAAUUUCAUAUUCUAUCACAAAGCUUAAUUAAAUGAAUAUUUGCAUUAAUACAUAAUAAAUAUAUCUUGUGAGCAAAAGCUAUGAUUUUAAAUUAAAUUAUCAAUAGAAGACAUAAAACAGAUUUUAUGUACAUUCACUGCUUUCUAAAUACAAAAUACUGAAAUCUUUUUGUAAACUCGCAUUCAUCAGUUCAAAUUUUGCUAAAAUGUCUUUUAAUAUUAAUCAAACAAAAUAUUAAAAAACAAAGAAGCCAACGAAGCUUUCAAAUUUAAAUAUUUUUAAUCAAAUUAUCCACUGACAAAUAAAAUUUGAAGACACAAAUAAACA